GAAACUAGAACUGUGGAUCAAGUACAAAAAACACCAUUUGCCUUACCAAAAGGUUAUGAAUGGUACAAUUUGGAUGUUGAUAAUGAUGAAGAUAUGGGUAAAUUGUAUGCAUUAUUAGAAGGUAAUUACGUAGAAGAUGAUGAUGCCAUGUUCCGUUUUGCUUACACAAAGGAAUUCUUGAAAUGGGCAUUGGCACCACCUGGAUAUAGAAAGGAUUGGCAUUGUGUUGUUAGAGUUGAAUCAUCAAAAACAUUUGUUGCAUUUAUUGCUGCUAUUCCAAUGUUAAUUGGAUUACGUCACCAACAAGCUGAAAGUGAAGAAAAAUUCGAUAAGAAUGUUAAAAUGGUUGAAAUUAACUUUUUAUGUGUUCAUAAGAAAUUGAGAGAUAAGAGAUUGGCACCACUUUUAAUUGGUGAAAUUACUAGACGUGUUAAUUUAACAAAUGUUUGGCAAGCUAUUUAUACUGCUGGUGUUGUGAUUCCACGUCCAAUUAGCAAAGCUAGAUAUUAUCAUCGUAGUUUAAAUCCUGAAAAAUUAAUUGAUAUCAAAUUUAGUUCAAUUCCAAGCUUUGCUCGUAGUUUUUCAAAUCCAAUGGAAGUUACAAAGAAAUAUUAUAGAUUGAAUCCAAAAGAAAAGAUUCCAAAUAUUCGUCCUUUAAAGUCGAAAGAUUGUGCUCAAGUUGCUGCAUUGUUAAAUGAUUACUUGUCAAGUUUCAAAGUUGCACCAAUUUUCACAAAGGAAGAAGUUGCUCACUGGUUUAUCGGUAGAGAUGGUGUUAUUUAUUCAUUUGUUAUUACAGGUGAUAGUGAUGAUAAGAUUAUUGAUUUUAUUUCAUUCUAUUCACUUCCAAGUACAAUUAUUGGAAAUCCAAAACAUCAAGUUUUGAGAGCUGCUUAUUUAUUCUUCUACACUUGCAAAAAUACCAAAGUUGAAGAAUUAAUGAAGACUGCUUUAAUUGAAGCUCAAACAAGAGAUUUUGACGUUUUCAAUUGUGUUAAUAUUUUGGAUAAUAAGGAAUUUUUGGACAAGCUUAAAUUUGGUACAGGUGAUGGUUAUUUGUACUAUUAUUUAUUCAAUUACAAAUUCCCAGAUUUGGAACCAGAACAAGUUGGUUUAACAAUGCUUUAA
This is a messenger RNA of Naegleria gruberi, 1128 nucleotides long. Its product is annotated as glycylpeptide N-tetradecanoyltransferase 2. The transcript has a single exon. Lineage: Eukaryota; Heterolobosea; Eutetramitea; Acrasida; Naegleriidae. Gene Ontology annotation, biological process: N-terminal peptidyl-glycine N-myristoylation. Gene Ontology annotation, molecular function: glycylpeptide N-tetradecanoyltransferase activity. Gene Ontology annotation, cellular component: cytoplasm. The record is from RefSeq and is a predicted model, not a curated record. The annotation marks the transcript as partial.